AUAUGCAACAUACAUGCUAAUUCUUUUUCAUGCAAUUUGAUUAACCUAUAAACCUUUUUGAUAAACAGAUAUGCUAUCAUAAAAAUAAGGUGAAAGUUUAGUUUCUGAGUCUUGCAGUUAUUAAAUGGAUACGUUGGAAGCCUUUGUAAUUUUAAGCACUUUAGGGACAUGUAUUUUGCCAGCUGAGAAAUGCCCUUGAUUUGUCACAUUUUUCUUCUACAUAUUAUCCACAGAGCUAGCGUAUAUGAUAAUUUCACUAAUAAACAAUUUCACUGACAAAGAAUCCAGAUGGGAAAAGCCACUGAAGUGUUAAUAUACUGAUAACAUCUUCUUGAACUUUCACUCAAAUCCGUGUCAAAAAUACAGCUGCCGGCUAUUUCCAGCUCUUUUCUAUAAAUACGCCAUUUGAAAAACUUCUUAAAGCUCUUUGCUAAAACCUCAGAGGUUCAUUUGGUGAAUAUAUUUCAUAGAAUCAUAGAGUUGGAAGAGACCUUGUGGGCCAUCUAGUCCAACCCCAUGCCAAGAAGCAGGAAAAUUGCAUUCAAAGCACCCCUGACAGUGGAGUGACUUUAAUAGCUUUGAACUGGUUAAGAAAAGUCAAAUUUUCAUUGUAACUUUUGUCCAGCUCACCCAGCCUCACAGAUGUAUUUCAGAAAUUUCAAGCUUAUAUGCUUCCUUUAUUAUCUUUUUAAUUGUCAUUUAAACAAGAUCCACAGAAUACUAGAUUUGAUUGCAUUUUUAUCUUUGGUAUUUGAUUUGUUUCAAAGUAUGAGGGUGUAUGGCCAUGUUCCAGAAGCAUUCCCUCCUGUUGUUUCGCCCACAUCUAUGGCAGGCACCCUCAGAGUUUGUGAGAUCUGUUGAAAACUAGGCAAGUUGGGUUUAUAUAUUCGUGGAACCAUGAAAAUGAACAAAAUCUGGCUACCAGUAUUUUUUUUAAAAAAAAAAACUCUCUAAGAUCAGGAUAGUAAAUAAAGAGCAACACUCAAAAAACAGGGCAAUUCCAGGGCCAGGUAAUCCCAGUUUUUGAGUGUUGUUCUUUAUUUACUGUCCCGAUUUUAGAGGUUUUUUUUAAUACUGGUAGCCAGAUUUUGUUCAUUUUCAAGGUCAAGGAGUAAGCACCCAGACCUUGAAACUGAAAGACUAUUCAGUGCGAAUCAUGGUGUCCAGUUGCAACAAUCACACUUGCCUCAAACAGACAAGAGUUCUUUCUCCCACCCUGGACCUUCCACAGAUGUAUAAACCCCACUUGCCUAGUUUCCAACAGACCUCUCAACCUCUGAGGGUGCCUACCAUAAAUGUGGGCAAAACAUCAGAAGAGAAUGCUUCUGGAACAUGGCCAUUACAGCCUGGAAAACUCAUAGCAACCCAGUGAUUCCGGCCAUGAAAGCCUUCAACAACACUUUGUGUUAUUUCCUGUUUAAUUGUAUAGUCCUUAUUUUGAAAGUACAGUAGAGUCUCACUUAUCCAAGCUAGACGGGCCGGCAGAACCUUGGAUAAUAAGGGGGAAUUAAGGAAAAGUCUAUUAAACAUCAGAUUAGGUUAUGAUUUUACAAAUUAAGCACCAAAACAUCAUGUUAUACAACAAAUUUUACAGAAAAAGUAGUUCAAUACGCAGUAAUGUUAUGUUGUAAUUACUGUAUUUAGGAAUUUAGCACCAAAAUAUCAUGAUAUAUUGAAAACAUUGACUACAAAAAUGGCUUGGAUAAUCCAGAACCUUGGAUAAGUGAGGCUUGGAUAAGUGAGACUCUACUGUGGUUGUCAUGCUCCAGAAACUUUGUUUUUGUGCCCACAAACUACAGUAGAGUCUCACUUAUCCAACGUAAACGGGCCGGCAGAACAUUGGAUAAGCGAAUAUGUUGGAUAAUAAGGAGAGAUUAAGGAAAAGCCUAUUAAACAUCAAAUUAGGUUAUGAUUUUACAAAUCAAGCACCAAAACAUCAUGUUAUACAACAAAUUUGACAGAAAAAGUAGUUCAAUACGCAGUAAUGUUAUGUUGUAAUUACUGUAUUUAGGAAUUUAGCACCAAAAUAUCAUGAUAUAUUGAAAACAUUGACUACAAAAAUGGCUUGGAUAAUCCAGAGGCUUGGAUAAGUGAGACUCUACUGUGAUUGUCAUGCUCCAGAAACUUUGUUUUUGUGCCCACAAACAACAGUAGAGUCUCACUUAUCCAACGUAAACGGCCGGCAGAACCUUGGAUAAGCGAAUAUAUUGGAUAAUAAGGGGGGAUUAACGAAAAGUCUAUUAAACAUCAGAUUAGGUUAUGAUUUUACAAAUUAAGCACCAAAACAUGAUGUUAUACAACAAAUUUGACAGAAAAGGUAGUUCAAUACGCAGUAAUGUUAUGUUGUAAUUACUGUAUUUAGGAAUUUAGCACCAAAAUAUCACGAUAUAUUGAAAACAUUGACUACAAAAAUGGCUUGGAUAAUCCAGAACCUUGGAUAAGCGAGGCUUGGAUAAGUGAGACUCUACUGUGGUUGUCGUGCUCCAGAAACUUUGUUUUUGUGCCCACAAACUAUGUUAAAUUGGUGGAGAGACUAUAUGAUAUUAAAUCAUUGAGAAACUUGAGCAAAACGUGCCAUAGCAGGACGUCCCUCCUGCAAAGACAACAUUUUUGCAGUUUAAUAAACUUUUCCAAUGUGUUUAUGAUAGAACCAAUUAGGAAAUUACAUUUAUAUUCCAGGAACAAAAAUCAUAGUCCCUUCCAAACACUGGACAUGUUCAGUGGGAUGAAGUCUAUAGCGUUUAGAUUUGGGUCCCAUCCCGUGGAUCUCUCACUCUGCAUAUGCAAAUCGUGCUGGCGAGUCACGUGACCUUCCUGGCGUCACUCCUGACGAAGCCGGGGAAGAGCGUCCGGUCGUCCGCCAUUUUUGUUUCCCCCCCGGGCGGAGGAUGGGGCGGAGCCUUCCCCCGGCGCUCUUGGUGCUGCUGCCUGUGCUGCUGAGGGGAGGGGAGGCGUCGCCCAGGAGGAGCCCUUCCCUUCAGUCCCCCGCCGGGGCAUGUGGAAGAAGGCCUGCUGUGAAUGAGUUAGCAACCGGAAGUCGCAUUAUAGGUGGACGUGAUGCCCCACCUGGGGCAUGGCCAUGGCAAGUUAGUCUUCAGAUUCACCACAUUCCUGUAGGAUAUCGGCAUAUUUGUGGUGGAUCUUUAAUAAGUCACAACUUGGUGCUGACAGCAGCACAUUGCAUUAAAAAUAAUAGGGAUCCAGAGAUGUGGAGAGUUGUGAUUGGCAUGCAUCAUCUUUAUAAAGAUUAUCCUUACACUGUAAAGAACCAAGUUAAAGAUAUUUUGAUCCAUUCACAUUUUGAACUUGCAACCAAUGAAAAUGAUGUUGCAUUGUUCAAACUAAUCAAGCCUGUCAAGUAUAAUGCCUACAUUCAGCCUAUCUGCUUACCUGAGACUUCUCUUCUUCUCACUGAUGAGACCCCAUGUUACAUCAGUGGAUGGGGAAGCACAAAGGAGAACGGUGUAGGUGAACAUAUAUUACAAGAAGCUCAGGUUGACAUUAUUCCACUAAGAAUUUGUAACAAGUUUGAUUGGUAUGCAGGAGCAAUAUCAUUGAAUACUAUUUGUGCUGGUUCUGCAAGUGGAAAUGUUGAUAGCUGCCAGGGUGACAGCGGUGGUCCUCUGGUGUGCUAUUUUCCAAAUGCCUCCAGAUAUUAUCUGUUAGGAAUUACCAGUGCUGGCGUCGGCUGUGGCAGGCCAAAAUACCCAGGACUAUAUCUGGGAGGAUGCUGUUACACAACGUUCUAUGAAGAAGCAGAAUGUCCUUUUGUUGCACUUGCGGCAUCAUUUAUUAUUUUUUAAGCUUUUUUCUGCUUGCAAAUACUUAACAAAAGUAAUUAAAUUGGAUUGUUUCCCACUGAAAGUGAUAUCCCAAGUCAGUUAUGGCUUCUUUGAGUCCCACUGAUUUCAAUAAUAACUAUGUGCUCUAAUCCAACUUGUCAUUUUCAAUAAACAAUUUUCUGUUAUUUUA
Messenger RNA from Anolis carolinensis (green anole), 3972 nucleotides. RefSeq names its product transmembrane protease serine 12. The transcript has 6 exons. The coding region runs from base 2889 to 3803 and encodes 304 amino acids. Gene Ontology annotation, biological process: proteolysis. The record is from RefSeq and is a predicted model, not a curated record. Gene Ontology annotation, molecular function: serine-type endopeptidase activity. NCBI's taxonomy places the organism in Eukaryota, Metazoa, Chordata, Lepidosauria, Squamata, Anolidae.